Molecule: messenger RNA, 6391 nt
Organism: Zea mays
Lineage: Eukaryota; Viridiplantae; Streptophyta; Magnoliopsida; Poales; Poaceae
Product: protein CHROMATIN REMODELING 5
Exons: 31
Coding region: 742-5937 (1731 amino acids)
Biological process (GO): nucleosome organization
Cellular component (GO): chromatin; nucleus
Molecular function (GO): ATP-dependent chromatin remodeler activity; ATP binding; ATP hydrolysis activity
Source: RefSeq, a predicted model, not a curated record
ACGCCAUCGAGAGAAAGCACCAGUGACGGGGCGCCGCCGAGGCGGACGGCUCCCACACGGCCACACCCCACAUAUACGCGUCGCUUACUGGUUGGUCCCACCAACGAAUUCAGAGGCGUCCAGAGACGAGCAAGCGAGCCCCGAAAUACUCUGUUACAAGCCCCAACGCGACCGAGACAAAUACACAAGCGAAAAGGCGAGAGCCGGAGAGAGAGAGACAUACAGAGAGAGGGGAAAAAACUUAUCUGCCCUUCCUAAUCGCCCUUACCCCCUUGUGUUAGAUAACCACCCCUCUCCCUUGCGCGCCGCCGCCGCCGCCGCCGCGCCUCCCCGCCGGGAGCCCGUCUCCGGCGAUCGCCGCCGUCUAGCCCCCCUCCUGUCCCCGCCUUCGAUCCGAAUCCUAGACGAAAAAUCGUGGAAAAUACCGCAAAAAAUCGCGGAAAUUCGCCCGGUUCUGUUUGAAUAAAUCGCACGGGCGUUGCGCCCCGCCCCUCUCGCUCCCCUCCCGCCGCCAGCCCCGCGGCCGCCGGCGACGGCGAUCGCGCAGACAAAUAGGCGCCCGCGUCGAGCCAGAAAAACCCGCCUCGUGCCGGUCCGAGCAUUCGUCUCUGUCGUGGGGACUGAGCACCCGUUGCCUGUCCCCGCCCGCCUGCCCGCCGCCUCCUGCUCCUCUCGUCGGCCGCGGCACAAGGAGUGAUACUGAGCCUGUGAGAGGUAUUCCAUAUAAUGCCAUAAUCUGGGAUGGCAUUCUUCAGCAACUCCGGGAGCAAGGCUGAUUCAGGAGGGUACAACCUGAAUGAAAAGGCCGAAGAUGAGGGCAUCUACGAGUCAGUUCAGGAUGGGAAUGUUGACCUGAGUUCUAGGCAGUGGAACUUAAAUGAGAAAGCAGAUGAUGCUUACCAUUGUGAAGCAGAGCAAUAUGAGGCGGGCCAGUCAGGUUUGUACUCUUCUGAGAAGGCAUCAGGGCAGCAUAUCCAGAAAGGAGGCAGAUCUUCUGGUGGUCCAUGGGGCACAAAUUUUCUGAAGGAUUCCAGGUCCAAACAGAUGGCCGAGGAUGUUCCAUCGAAUAGUGGUAGAGGAAUGAAUGCUGCUAGCUUGCAUGAUGGCUUGGAUGAUAGUGGAGAGGAUGAUGAGCUGAACAGGGCAAAUGGUGAGGUGCCUGCUGAGGAAAUGCUCUCCGAUGACUAUUAUGAGCAGGACGGAGAGGAGCAGAUUGAAUCGUUGCAUCGUGGCGGGACGAAGCAAUCAAGCUGUUCCACUUCUGGUGGGGCAGCAAAAUCUGGCUCACGACAAAUGAAGGCGUCAAAGUACAAUGCUUAUGACGACGAUGAUGACGAUGACUAUAAUGAUGAGAAUGACGAUGACAAUGACGCUGAUGAAGACGACCCCGCUGAUGUGGAUUUUGAGCCAGACAGCGAAACGGACAAAGCUACUGAUAAGGAUAAGUUUAUGGAUAGUGAGAAUUCUGAUGGCGACGAUGAUGAUGGCCUUGAACUCUCAGAUGAUGAUGAUGACUUUGUUGAGAACCGGAGGCAACCUAAACGACUUAAGAUUGUAGCAACUAAAACUUCCAAGGGAAGGAAGUUGCCCAUGCCAGCUCAACGAAAACGAGGGGUGUCUCACAGCGAUGAAGAAUAUUCUUCAGGAAAAGAUUCAGAUCUUCCCAGUGAUGCUGAUUUCAAACACAGAUCGAAAAGACCUGACAGGUUGCAUCAGAAAUCUGUGGGCCGCAGUGAUGUUGCCCCAAUCAAUUCUCAUAAUGAGCUUCGAACUUCUGGAAGGAGGACAGUGAAAAAGAUCUCAUAUGUUGAAAGCGAAGAAAGUGAUGAUAGCGAGGAGAAGUCAACUAAACAACAAAAGCUCAUGAAGGAGGAGCUGGAAGAGGAAGACGGAGAAACAAUUGAAAAAGUUCUUUGGCAUCAACCCAAGGGUGUAGCUGAAGAAGCAAUAAAGAAUCACCAAUCAGCUCAACCUACUGUUGUCAGCCUAACAUCGGACUUUGAUCAACAGUGGGAUGAAUUAGAGUUCUAUAUAAAAUGGAAAGGCCAGUCUUACCUGCAUUGUCAAUGGAAGACAUUAUCAGAGCUUCAAAGUGUUAGUGGAUUCAAGAAGGUAAUAAAUUACACGAAAAGAGUUGCUGAGGAACAGAGGUACAAGAGGGCACUAUCACGUGAAGAGGUUGAGGUGCAUGAUGUGGGCAAGGAGAUGGAGCUGGAUCUUAUUAAACAAUAUAGUCAGGUUGAACGGAUAUUUGCUGAUAGGGUCAGCAAAGCUGAUGGAGAUGAUCUGGUUCCUGAAUAUUUAGUCAAAUGGCAAGGACUUCCUUAUGCAGAAUCUACCUGGGAAAAAGAUACAGAUAUCGAUUUUGCUCAAGAUGCAAUUGAUGAAUAUAAGGCUCGUGAAGCUGCCACAUCUAUACUUGGGAAAACAGUAGAUUUCCAACGAAAGAAAAGCAAAGCUAGUUUGAGGAGGCUUGAUGAUCAGCCAGAAUGGCUAAAAGCUGGUAAGCUUCGUGAUUAUCAGCUGGAAGGACUAAACUUUCUCGUGAAUGGGUGGAGAAAUGAUACUAAUGUUAUACUUGCUGAUGAAAUGGGUCUGGGGAAAACUAUCCAAUCUGUUUCCAUGCUUGGCUUCCUUCAUAAUGCUCAAGAAAUCAAUGGUCCAUUUCUUGUAGUUGUGCCACUGUCAACAUUGUCGAACUGGGCAAAAGAAUUUCGGAAGUGGCUGCCCAACAUGAAUGUUGUCAUUUAUGUUGGCAACCGUGCCAGCAGAGAGAUGUGCCAGAAGCAUGAGUUUUUUUCAGACAAGAAGGGUGGGCGUCAUGUAAAAUUCCAUACGUUGAUAACUACAUAUGAGGUGAUUCUCAAGGACAAAGCGGUUCUUUCCAAGAUCAAAUGGAACUAUCUUAUGGUUGAUGAAGCCCACCGGUUGAAAAAUUGUGAAGCAUCACUAUAUACUACCCUUUUGGAAUUCAGCACUAAGAAUAAGCUGCUUAUCACUGGAACACCUUUGCAGAACAGUGUGGAAGAGCUUUGGGCAUUACUUCAUUUCCUUGAUCCAGUUAAAUUCAACAGCAAGGAUAGUUUUGUUGAAAGAUACAAAAAUUUGAGUUCCUUCAAUGAAACCGAGCUUGCGAAUCUGCAUAAGGAAUUGAGGCCUCAUAUUCUAAGGCGGGUUAUAAAAGAUGUCGAGAAGUCUUUACCUCCUAAAAUUGAACGGAUUCUACGUGUCGAGAUGUCACCCCUUCAGAAACAAUACUACAAGUGGAUUUUAGAGCGGAAUUUCCAGAAUCUAAAUAAAGGAGUCCGUGGGAAUCAGGUAUCACUUUUGAACAUUGUUGUUGAAUUGAAGAAAUGCUGCAACCAUCCAUUUUUGUUUGAAAGUGCCGAUCACGGUUAUGGUGGAGAUAGCAUUGGCGAUCGGAAUAAAGUUGAACGGAUUGUUAUGAGUAGUGGUAAACUUGUCUUGUUGGACAAACUAUUGGUGAGACUACGGGAGACUAACCAUCGUGUGCUUAUAUUCUCACAGAUGGUUAAGAUGUUGGACAUCCUUGCAGAAUAUCUCUCCCUUCGGGGAUUUCAGUUUCAGAGGCUUGAUGGUAGUACAAGAGCAGAUCUUCGUCAUCAAGCCAUGGAACAUUUUAAUGCUCCUGGAAGUGAUGACUUCUGUUUUCUUUUAUCCACACGUGCCGGAGGACUUGGUAUUAAUCUUGCAACUGCAGAUACAGUGAUAAUUUUUGAUUCAGAUUGGAAUCCACAAAAUGAUCUGCAGGCCAUGAGUAGGGCACAUAGGAUUGGCCAACAGGAAACUGUUAAUAUCUACCGCUUCGUCACAUGCAAAAGUGUUGAAGAGGAUAUUUUGGAACGCGCAAAGAAAAAGAUGGUUCUUGAUCACUUGGUUAUUCAGAAGCUAAAUGCUGAGGGCAGGCUUGAGAAGAAAGAAUCCAAAAAGGGUGGCUCCAUAUUUGACAAGAAUGAACUUUCGGCUAUCUUGAGGUUUGGAGCAGAGGAAUUGUUCAAAGAAGACAAGACUGAUGAAGAGGCCAAGAGAAACCUUGAAAGUUUGGACAUUGAUGAAAUUCUUGAGAGAGCAGAGAAAGUCGAGACAAAGGGUGGUGAAGGGGAGGAAGGAAAUGAGCUUCUUAGUGCUUUCAAGGUCGCAAACUUUUCCAGUGGCGAGGAUGAUGCAACAUUCUGGAGUAGGCUAAUACAGCCAGAUCCUGCAGAUAUUAUUCAGGAAACUUUGGCGCCUCGUGCUGCACGUAAUAAAAAGAGUUAUGUUGAAGAUCCCCAGUUUGACAAAAAUAAUAACAGGAAAAGACGUGCAGUUGAAGCACAAGAAAAGCCAAGGAGGCGUUCUGGCAGAACAGUGGAAACAGUUAAUUCAGUACCAUUGGUUGAUGGAGCAGUAGCUCAAGUACGAGAGUGGUCUUUUGGUAAUAUUCCAAAGAAGGAUGCUUCUCGUUUUGUACGAGCGGUUAAAAAAUUUGGGAAUGCAACCCAGAUUGACUUAAUUGUGGAUGAUGUUGGUGGUGUACUAGAGAAGGCACCACAUGAAGCACAAAUAGAGCUAUUUGAUUUGUUGAUUGAUGGUUGUCAGAAAGCUGUUAAAGAGAAUACAGAUAUCAAGGGCACAGUUUUGGAUUUUUUCGGUGUAGCUGUGAAGGCCUAUGAAUUGCUAGCUCGUGUUGAAGAGCUUCAGUUGUUGUCAAAGCGCAUUGCACGAUACAAAGAUCCAAUCAAGCAAUACCGCAUCCAACUACCUUAUAAAAAGCCUCAGUGGUCAGCAAGCUGUGGAUGGACUGAAACUGAUGAUGCUAGAUUGAUGGUUGGAAUUCAUUGGUAUGGCUACGGGAAUUGGGAGAAAAUACGUUUGGAUCCAAAGCUUGGCCUGACAACAAAAAUUGCACCAGCAACACUUGGUGAGAGAGAGACAUUUUUACCACGUGCUCCAAACUUGGAUAACCGUGCUAGCGCUCUCCUGCAAAAGGAAUAUGCUAAGUUUAGCGGUAAUAGCUCAAAAGUCAAAGGAAAUGCCCGCCAGACAGUCAAUAACGACAGUAAUAGUGGAGCUCGAUCAAUGAGAGGCCGACAAAAGGAUGCACCAGAUAAAGAGGAUAAUAAGCCGAACAAAGAUGACAUUCAGAAGCGCAAGGUAAUGAUGGAAGCUGAAGCAAGAGAAGAAGGUGAAAUUUCUGAAUCAGAGGCAGAGACAAAGUAUCGUCUGGACAAAGAGGAGAAGUGGCUCGAAUGGUGCUCUGAAGUUUUAAAUGAGGAACAGGAAACUUUGAAGCGCCUGGACAGGCUGCAGAAUACAAGUGUAAACCUCCCAAAGGAAAAGGUUCUUUCAAGAAUCCGCAAGUAUCUCCUGAUAAUUGGGGACAAAAUUGGUGAAGUUGUCCGGCAACACAGUGAAUCUUAUAGGCAAUCCCGUAAGUGUAGCCGCACCUCCCGCAUGACCAUGAGGUUAUGGAAUUAUGUUGCCACCUUUUCAAACAUGUCUGGGGAGCAAUUGCAUGAUCUCUAUUUGAAACUUAGUCAAGACCAACUGGAAGGUGGAGUUGGCCCAUCUCAUGGUGCCAAUUUCACAUCCAUUCCUUCCAGCAAGGGAGGUAACUCAAAUCAACUUCAUCCUACAAGAAACCAUAGGCCAACCAGGUCUCUCCAGUACAAUUCUGAGUCUUUGCACAAUAAUGAGAGCUCUGGAAGUUCUGAAGCCUGGAAGCGUCGACGGAGAGCAGACCCUGAUAAUCAGUUUGACACCCAGCCUUUGUAUCAACCUCCAAUUAUGACAAAUGGAAAUAGGUUGCAGGAAUCUAGUAGUUCUGCAGGAAUUCUUGGUUGGGGUCCAGUUGAAAUGAGACGGUAUGGUAAUGAAAGGCCAAAGCGUGGUGUUCAUCCUAGUCAUUUUCCUACUGGGCAUGGACCUUUGUUGUAGCUGAAGGAAUUAGAUGACUCGAACAACCUUGUCCACUUUGGCAUAACUGUUCCCAGUGAAUUUCAGCUUCCAUAUAGUUACAAAUGGUGGAACUCUGUCGGAAUUGAAAUUCUUUUUUCCAUAACAAGAAGGAAUAAAAAGCAAGACCUGACCUGGAGCGCAGUUUGAAUACUGUCCCUCAAAGGUAAUGCCAGGACUCCAGAGGCGACGCAGGGAUUUGUUAACAGCUACACUGAAUAUCCUUCUGACAACAUCACAGUAAAACGAAUACAUGGUGGCUUGUCAACUGCCAAGAGGAUUAAUCGAGGAAAUUUUGUCGAUUCAGUUUUGUGAUCCAAUAGAAAAGUUGGGGGUCAUUAGGAAAAAGUUCAUCUCAACAAUGAUCUAUAGUUCACUCUAUACAUGUAUUAUGUUUUACAUUGCAAUAUAAUGAAAUAUGGUUCAGUUAUUCCCA